Molecule: messenger RNA, 568 nt
Organism: Mytilus trossulus (common blue mussel)
Lineage: Eukaryota; Metazoa; Mollusca; Bivalvia; Mytilida; Mytilidae
Product: osteomodulin-like
Exons: 8
Coding region: 230-568 (112 amino acids)
Molecular function (GO): protein binding
Source: RefSeq, a predicted model, not a curated record
CAACUACAACGAACUAUCACACAUAGAAGAUGGGACGUUUCUUAGACUUUUCGGACUGCAGAACCUAAAUUUGGAACACAAUUCAUUGACAGAGAUAAACAAUAAUACAUUGGCAGGAUUGACAGGAAAUCUUUAUUACUUGUACUUAAGACACAAUUUAUUGACAAACAUAGCAAUUGGGUCGCUUGAUCAUCUAACUGGACUUCGACAUCUGUAUUUAGAUGGAAACAUGCUCCAUGAUGCGUUGUUUAUUGAAUUUCUACCAACGACAUUGUAUUUAUUAUCGAUGAAAAACAAUUCUAUCGAUGACAUAGCGAAUGGAACGUUCUCUAGAUUAUCCCAGUUACAGAACCUAUACUUAGAUGGUAACAGGAUUUCUGACUUGUCAUUUGUUGCCUCGAUAUCAAAUUCAUUAAGACACUUGUCCUUGAAUAACAAUUCACUAAGUGACUUACCCGACAGCCAAUUCGAUAGAUUAACGGGACUACAGUUAUUAUAUUUAGAUGGUAAUAUGGUUGAUGACCUGUCAUUUGUUGAGUCUCUGUCGUCAGUCUUGUAUUUUCUGUAA